AUGAAGCUCUCGCAGUACAUCUCCGCAUUCUCGCAACCACUUCAGCACCAAGACGCGACUGCUCUCGACCGUCUGUUAUCAAUACAUUCAAGGACUUCUAGAGGGCUGUCAGAGACUGUCGGGGAACUUACAGAAAGGCAACUGAAGAAUCCUGGAAUCACGCUGGAAGAACCAUGGAGCGAGAUUGCUGCUCGCCACUGCGCUUGCGUUCACGCACAGUAUAAACUACAAAACUUUGCUCAAGCCUUCGAACAUCAAAACACCAAAUUGACGCUGUUCUACCGCUGGCUCCCGGAUCAGUCAUCAUGGGUCCUGCCAGUGCUGUACACGAUGCUAGUAGACCUGCGGUAUCUUGCUGAAAGGGCCGAUGCUCCUAUAUAUAACUCUACAGGCAAAAUGCCUUCCCUCGAAAUCUGUACCCGAACAGUAAGCAAAGCCUUCUCCAUGUGCGCAACCGACCGGACAUUCAAGGGCUCUGAGUCUCGGCGUCAAGGCAUCUACCACACCGCCACCCUCGCUCUGAAAUGCUACUUCAAAGUCUCCAAACCCAACCUCUGCAAAAACAUCAUCCGCGCCGUCGUGUCGGAUCCGAAAACGCCCUCGGUAUCCACAGCACCGAUAGGCGAUCAGGUUACGUGGAAGUAUUAUCUGGGUAUGCUGGCGUUCUUAAAUGGGGAUGAGAAGAAGGCGGGGGAAGAGCUCGAGUGGGCGCUGGAACAUUGUCCGGCGGGGGCUGUACGGAAUACAGAACUGAUUCUCUCGUACUUGAUCCCACUACGUCUUCUCCAAGGCAUUCUCCCCUCUCCCCAACUCCUCGGCCUCCACCCCCGCCUCCAAACCCUCUUCACUCCGUUCAUCACCGCCCUCCGAUCCGGCAACCUAUCCGCCUACGACAACGCCCUUACCUGGGGCCAAGUCCGGCUUGUAAGCAUGAACAUCUUCCUGACAAUGGAAAGAGCGAGAGAAGUUUGUUUGAGGGUCUUGUUCAAACAGGCGUGGGUAGCGAUGGGCAAAGAGAGCAGGGUACCGAUUGGGACUUUCCAAAUGGCGUUGAGGCUGAGUGGGGCGGUGGUGGAAGGAGAGGAAGUAGAGUGUAUGGUGGCGAAUAUGAUCUACCGUGGAUAUAUCAAGGGGUAUAUAUCGCACGAAAAGCAAAUCGUGGUGUUGGGCAAGACAAAUCCUUUUCCAAAGACGUCGACGAUCUUGAGAUAA
Cryptococcus amylolentus CBS 6039 is the source of this 1212-nucleotide messenger RNA. RefSeq lists its product as hypothetical. Gene Ontology annotation, biological process: post-transcriptional tethering of RNA polymerase II gene DNA at nuclear periphery; transcription elongation by RNA polymerase II; poly(A)+ mRNA export from nucleus. The transcript has 7 exons. The coding region runs from base 1 to 1212 and encodes 403 amino acids. The record is from RefSeq and is a predicted model, not a curated record. Gene Ontology annotation, molecular function: double-stranded DNA binding; RNA binding. Lineage: Eukaryota; Fungi; Basidiomycota; Tremellomycetes; Tremellales; Cryptococcaceae. Gene Ontology annotation, cellular component: transcription export complex 2.